Hyla sarda is the source of this 2606-nucleotide messenger RNA. It is a transcript of the gene ZNF384, whose product is annotated as zinc finger protein 384. NCBI's taxonomy places the organism in Eukaryota, Metazoa, Chordata, Amphibia, Anura, Hylidae. The record is from RefSeq and is a predicted model, not a curated record. The coding region runs from base 431 to 2104 and encodes 557 amino acids. Gene Ontology annotation, molecular function: RNA polymerase II cis-regulatory region sequence-specific DNA binding; DNA-binding transcription activator activity, RNA polymerase II-specific. Gene Ontology annotation, cellular component: nucleus. The transcript has 11 exons. Gene Ontology annotation, biological process: regulation of transcription by RNA polymerase II.
GUCUGGCUCAGGCGGCAGACAUCUUGGAUGUGGGCAGGUUUACUUUCCACGCAGGUGAAUUUCCCCCUUUACUUCGCCAAAACCAAGCCAUAAUCCUCACUUCCCUUCGUAGCUCCUCUUAGUUCCUGAAGAGUUAUCUUAUGGCUUGGACACCUGCGGGAUGAGAGUAAUGCCCUUAGACAAGAUGGCGGUCGCAGAAACCUGAGCGCCAGGAAGCGUCGGGAACGCGCUGCUCGGGGACGCGCCUCCCUCCCCUGAGGGGACCGGAAGCGGAAGCGGCGCCAGGAGCUGGGGGACCCGGAGGCUGAGAGGGAGCGAGGUGAUAACGUGUGAGAUUGACACUUCAGACCUUCUUCAUGAACUGAUCGGAAAACUUUUCUCCCUUAUCUGCUCUGCAGAGACUCAACACCGAGGUGUGUGCAGGGGAGCCAUGGAGGAGUCUCACUUCAACUCCUCCUAUUUUUGGCCAGCUGUCCCCACAGUCUCUGGACAGCAGAUUGACAACUCUAUGUUCCUAAACAAAGUGAAAGAGCAGCUGAUUCAGGAGAAAGGCUGCAACCUAAGCUCCCACUACCCCACUCUCUUGACGGUACCCACGUCCGUGUCCCUGCCCGCAGGCAUAAGCGUAGAUGGCGAUAACAAGGUGGAGAUUCAUGGGAUUCCUCACAGUCAGGCGUCUGUCACCCAGAACAUCACCGUCCUGCCUGUCCCCACAACGGGGCUCAUGACAGCAACCGGCCUGGUCAUCACUUCUCCCUCUGGAUCUCUUGUGACUACUCCAUCUUCUUCUGGUCAAACCUUUCCCAUUUCUGCCCCUUCCACCAUGAUUGUGUCUACUUUGCCAGGCUCCCAGACAUUGCAAGUUGUGUCUGAGCUUACCAAGGCCAAGAUCAAUGAGGUGGGAACUAUAGGUAUCCAAAAAUCAGGCCGAGGGAGGAAGAAGAAGAGAAUCCCAGAACCUACACUACCCGAGCUGCACGACCCGUAUGACUUGUCUAAUGAAGAUGAUGAGGAUCACCAUAAAGAUGGGAAGACCUACCGGUGCCGGAUGUGCUCGAUCACCUUCUUCUCCAAAUCUGAGAUGCAGAUUCACUCCAAGUCUCACACAGAGGCCAAGCCCCACAAGUGCCCUCAUUGCUCGAAAACCUUCGCCAACAGUUCCUACUUGGCUCAGCACGUGCGGAUCCAUUCUGGGGCUAAGCCCUAUACCUGCAGUUACUGUCAGAAAGCCUUCCGCCAGCUGUCUCACCUCCAGCAGCACACACGGAUCCACACGAAGGUGCACAGUGCGGUGUCCAAGCCCCACAAGUGCCCGUACUGCUCCAAAUCCUUCGCCAACCGCUCCUACUUGAAUCAGCAUGUGCGCAUCCACUCGGGGGCCAAGCCUUACAGCUGCCGCUACUGUCUGAAGGCCUUCCGCCAGCUCUCUCACCUCCAGCAACAUACACGAAUCCACACGAAGGUGCAUAUUGUGGUGUCCAAGCCUCACAAGUGCCCGCACUGCUCCAAAACCUUCGCCAACAGCUCCUAUCUGGCCCAGCACGUGCGCAUCCACUCGGGGGCCAAGCCCUACAACUGCCGCUACUGUCAGAAGGCCUUCCGCCAGCUCUCUCACCUCCAGCAACAUACACGGAUUCACACAGGCGACAGGCCCUAUAAAUGCGUACAUCCUGGAUGUGACAAGGCUUUCACCCAGCUGUCAAAUCUGCAGUCUCACAGGAGGCAGCACAACAAAGAUAAACCCUUCAAGUGCCACAAUUGUCACCGAGCGUACACCGACUCGUCCUCCCUGGAGGUCCACCUGUCUACUCACACCGUCAAGCACGCUAAAGUGUAUACCUGUUCCAUCUGUAGCCGAGCAUAUACUUCGGAGACUUAUCUGAUGAAACACAUGAGGAAACACAACGCUCCAGAAACUUCGCAGCCGCCUCCUACGCAAGUCCUAACCUCACAAGCGCAUUUCACACCCGUAUCCCAGGCCCCAACGUCUGACGGUCCUCAGUGCUCCUUUGACAUGAGUCCCUUCAAGACUGAUCAUCACAAGGACUUAUGUUUGACCGUCGCCACCAGCACCAUUCAAGUGGAACAUUUAGCCAGCUCUUAGUUUAUUCAAGAAAUGGACAAACUUCGUACAAGUGGGAAGGGAGCGAAAAUGUCCCAGACCAGACAUGUGGGGAGGGGGUUAAAGGUCUGGACCGGACCAUUCUUGUUGGGUGGGGAAAAAAAAGCUACAGAAAAAAGUGGCUAUGAACUUUGGCUUACGAAGACAGAGAGAAUGGACUCAUAACCAGCCUCAGUAUAAUGGAGGUUUUCAAGCUAUUACAUUGGAGCCCUGGACAUUGGGCUGAGAUCAGGCUGAAGUCCUGACGUCAACACUUUUGCUGCUUGCUCAUAGUAUACAUUAACAGCACACGGAGAACGGCAGUGUCCCAGCAGUGUUAUAUACAAUGCACUGCAUCCCAUUAUUGACUUCAUACAGGUUUCUUGCAGUGCAAGUGCUGUCACUGAACCGGAGGAUGCCAUGCACCGCUAGUGUUUUGGAAGGACUGCAGUUUAUACCCAGUGUCAGUGCCCAGCCAGCAAUACUUCCCAUAUAUGGGACAGAU